GUUAUGUUUUGAAAGUGUUGCUCCCAUACAAAGACAACCAAGACGUACAAUGGUGUGAUAGGAUUGAAAGUGUUGCUCUCAUACAAAGACAACCACGUCGAUGUUCAUAGUCUUCAAUGGUGUGUUUGUUGACUUUUUUGUUUUUGAAAAUUGCAUGCUCCAUGGGACAGGGAAUGAUGAGAAUCAGUCGAGUUUUCAAAUCAUCAAGUGCCCCCAAAUGGACAUCCUACACUGACACCAUCCACAUUGAAAGAUAAAAAUAUACCAUUGAUUUAAAUAUAAAUCACCGUUAAUUCUUAAUUAGGAUGAAAAUUGAUAAACUCUAGAAUAUCUGUCUUAGUAGACAAAUUAAUCGAGAAUACCACAUUAAGAUUAAAUUAUUUUUUUAAAGUUUUGUUUUCUUCAAUUUUUAAAUACCAAACUCAUAUUAAGAUACAAAAUAUUAUACAAAUUUUCAAUUUCUUAGUUAAAUUUCUUUUUAAGUGUUAUAAUUUUUUUAUUUAUCUAUUUAUUUCUUUUUCAGUCCUUCAAACAAGUGAAAAUAUUUUUAUUUUUAUUCAUCCAAAAGAUAUAUCAUUUUUAUUCUUUUUUUUUUAAUUUAUAUCCUUGUUUCAUUCAUCUUGAGGAGGGUCGUAAAUUCCACACUAACUGACAAGAUAAUUUAAGACACUUGGAAGGACCAAUUCUUUACUUGAAAAUAAGAUAUCUGCUUGUGUCCUAACCUGUCAUUCACUUUCAUAUCCGCCUUAGGAAAUACAGAGUUUUUGAAUGGGGUCCAAAAGAGGCAUGGAUGAGGCUGAACCACAGAAAAGUUAUUGGAGAUUUAGCAAACAAGAUUUCUUACCAGAAGAGUCCUUUGAAAGCUGGAACAACUAUGUUUCUGCUCUUUCACAAACAUGGUCAAGGUUCAAGGACCGUUUCUUCAGCAGAUCAGAUGAAACCACUGAGACAGAAGAGCUAAGGAAACAAAGUGAACAUGAAAUGAAACGUUGCCUCAACUGGUGGGACCUCAUUUGGUUCGGUUUUGGUGCAGUGAUUGGUGCUGGAAUCUUUGUGCUCACUGGUCAAGAAGCUCAUAACCAUGCUGGCUCAGCAAUUGUCUUAUCCUAUGUUGCUUCAGGCUUUUCAGCAAUGCUUUCAGUUUUCUGCUACACUGAAUUUGCUGUAGAAGUUCCAUCUGCUGGAGGGUCAUUUGCAUAUCUCCGAGUUGAGUUAGGAGAUUUUGUUGCUUUUCUCACAGCUGGGAACAUUCUUCUUGAAAGCAUUAUUGGAAGUGCUGCAGUAGCAAGAUCAUGGACUUCUUACUUCACAAACCUUUUGAACCGUCCUAAGGAUUCACUGCGCAUUAAGACAAAUCUCAAAGAUGGGUACAAUUUGCUGGACCCUAUAGCUUCUGCGGUUCUUAUUAUUGCUGCAGUGGUUACAAUGAUCAGCACAAGGAAAACUUCGAUACUCAAUUGGAUAGCAUCUGCAGUGAACACUGCUGUUAUUAUAUUUGUGAUCAUUGCAGGGUUUAUUCAUGCUGACACAUCAAAUUUGACACCUUUUAUGCCUUAUGGGGCUAAAGGGGUGUUUCAAGCUGCAGCAAUUAUUUAUUUUGCAUAUGGGGGGUUUGAUAGUAUUGCAACCAUGGCUGAAGAAACCAAAAAACCAUCAAGGGAUAUACCGAUAGGCUUGGUUGGGUCAAUGUCCAUGAUCACAGUGAUUUAUUGCUUAAUGGCGCUUGCACUUAGCAUGAUGCAGAAGUACACAGAGAUAGAUACAGGUGCUGCUUUCUCAGUUGCAUUUCAGAAAGUGGGAAUGAAGUGGGCAAAGUAUGUGGUAGCUUUUGGUGCAUUGAAAGGAAUGACCACAGUGCUUUUGGUAGCUAGAUUGUCACAGGCGCGUUAUAUAACUCACAUUGCACGUGCCCACAUGAUCCCACCUUGGUUUGCUCUUGUACAUCCAAAGACAGGAACCCCUAUAAAUGCUACCCUCUUGAUUACCAUUGCAAGUGCCAUCAUAGCUUUUUUCUCUGGCUUGGAUGUGUUAUCAAGCUUGAUAUCAGUGAGCACACUCUUUGUGUUCAUGAUGAUAUCUGUUGCUCUUCUGGUGAGGAGGUACUAUGUGAGAGGGGUCACACCAAGAGAGAACCUGUUAAAGCUUGUUAUAUCCUUGAUGCUCAUUAUUGCUUCCUCAACAGGAAUUUCAGCUUACUGGGGGCUUAGGCCUAAUGGUUGGUUUGGAUACACUCUGACUAUUCCUGUUUGGUUCCUUACAACUCUUGGGAUGUCACUAUUUUUGACUCAGCAAAGGGUGCCAAGAGUUUGGGGUGUUCCUCUUGUGCCAUGGUUGCCAUCUAUGUCAAUUGCAACAAAUAUCUUCCUCAUGGGGUCUUUGGAAUCUGAGGCCUUCAUAAGAUUUGGGGUGUGCACCAUGGUAAUGCUGAUCUACUACUUUCUCUUUGGCCUCCAUGCAACCUAUGAUAUGGCUCAUCAACACGAAAAGAUGCAAUCUAAAGUUGACUACACAGAGACCAUAAAGAAUGCAGGGCCUUAGAUAGUUGUACUCUAGAAUUUGAACCCAAUUCCACAAGUUACAUGUAAUUCUACGUGUUAUUUUAGUCCUUGAAUGCAUAAAUAAGGGUCUUAUUACUGAAUACAAAUAUAUUAGCAUAAUGAUCUUAAUUUAUUUAGUAGUCGCAGCAGUCGUUUUCUCUAAUGGCACAUAAAACAUAUAUUAUGCAGGGUGCUACAAUUAGCAAAAAUGCAAAUCUACAUAAAUAACCGAAAGUGGAUCAAGGUUUGAUGAAAAGGAUGUCUAUAUCAAUGUUUAGCUUUAUGCUUGGUUAACAUCCGUAAGAAAUGUUCCUGCAUCAUUAACAAGUUGCUGCCACUUGGUAAUAAAAUGCAUGAAUAGUAUUUGAACAGGAAGUGUACUUAAUACCGAAUUCCACCUCCCCUACCCAUUAGAAAUUCAAAACUUAAAUUUAACUUUCUAAAAUCUCCAACAAGCCAUUAUAAUAACGAAAAUACUCAAAUAGACAAAGAUUAGGAGAUUUAUCAUUUAUACAUAACUAUUCACCACUACUUCAAAAUUGUUUAUAAUGAAAAAAAGCGUGCACAUUAUCAUCGAUUUAUCUCUUAAAUGACGGGAAUACUAUUUGAUUUUUAAAAUAAUGUGAUUUGAACAUCACAUAAUAAAAAAAAAUAACAAUUUAUCCAAAAGAAUUAUCCGAAUCUUUAAAUAAAAUAAACGUACAAUUUAUUCCUUAAUAAUGUAUUAUUUUUCUUGUUUUAAUCUCCAGAAUUUUUCAUGUAUAUUAUCAAAUUAAUAGCAUAUUUACCCUAACAAAAUUAUCAAUUUACUUAAAAUUCAUUUUUUCCAAAAUACACACAUCC
This is a messenger RNA of Abrus precatorius (Indian licorice), 3380 nucleotides long. RefSeq names its product cationic amino acid transporter 5. Gene Ontology annotation, cellular component: plasma membrane. NCBI's taxonomy places the organism in Eukaryota, Viridiplantae, Streptophyta, Magnoliopsida, Fabales, Fabaceae. The transcript has a single exon. Gene Ontology annotation, molecular function: L-lysine transmembrane transporter activity; L-glutamate transmembrane transporter activity. The coding region runs from base 769 to 2538 and encodes 589 amino acids. Gene Ontology annotation, biological process: amino acid transport; transmembrane transport. The record is from RefSeq and is a predicted model, not a curated record.